Nyctereutes procyonoides (raccoon dog) is the source of this 8846-nucleotide messenger RNA. RefSeq names its product ADAM metallopeptidase with thrombospondin type 1 motif 18 (gene ADAMTS18). Bases 80 to 3757 code for a protein of 1225 amino acids. The transcript has 23 exons. The record is from RefSeq and is a predicted model, not a curated record. Gene Ontology annotation, molecular function: metalloendopeptidase activity. Gene Ontology annotation, cellular component: extracellular matrix. NCBI's taxonomy places the organism in Eukaryota, Metazoa, Chordata, Mammalia, Carnivora, Canidae. Gene Ontology annotation, biological process: proteolysis; extracellular matrix organization.
CGGCGGGGAGAAUGCGCGCCGCCCGUGCGCUCCGCCCGCCGCGUCCGGCCGCCCGCAGCCGCCGCGCCCGCACCUGACCAUGGAGUGCGCCCUCCUGCUCGCGUGCGCGCUCCCCGCCGCCCGCGCCGGCCGGCCGGGGGGUCCCGCGGGGCUGCGGCGCGUGGCCAAGGCGCUCCAGCUGUGCUGCCUCUGCUGUGCGUCGGUCGCCGCAGCCCUAGCCGGUGACAGCAGCGGCGGCGGCGGCGGCGGCGGCGGACGGAACGUCGAUUACGUCUUUGUCACGCCGGUAGAAGUGGACUCGGGCGGGUCAUAUAUUUCACAUGACAUUUUGCACAACGGCAGGAAAAAGCGAUCGGCGCAGAGUGCCAGCAGCUCCCUGCAUUACCGAUUUUCAGCAUUUGGACAGGAGCUACAUUUAGAACUUAAGCCCUCGGCGAUUUUGAGCAGUCACUUUAUUGUCCAGGUACUUGGAAAAGAUGGUGCUUCAGAGACUCGGGAACCCACAGUGCAGCGAUGUUUCUAUCAGGGAUUUAUCAGAAAUGACAGCUCCUCCUCCGUCGCUGUGUCUACCUGUGCUGGCUUGUCAGGUCUAAUAAGGACACAAAAAAACGAAUUCCUCAUCUCACCGUUACCUCAGCUGCUGGCCCAGGAACAUAACUACAGCGCACCUGCAGGACACCAUCCCCACGUACUGUACAAAAGGACGGCCGAGGAGAAGGUCCACCGUUGCCAUGGCUACCUGGACUCCAGCGGACGUUCUUCCGGUCACUCCCCAACUCACACUCCCCACACAUCUCGGAGUCAAGAAAGAGAGCAUCACCACCCAAGGUUGCAAAAGCAGCAUUUUUGUGGACGACGCAAGAAAUAUGCCCCUAAGCCUCCCACGGAGGAUACCUAUCUCAGGUUUGAUGAAUAUGGGAGUGCAGGGCGACCCAGAAGAUCAGCUGGAAAAUCACAAAAGGGCCUAAAUGUGGAAACUCUUGUGGUAGCAGACAAGAAAAUGGUGGAAAAGCAUGGCAAGGCAAAUGUCACCACCUACAUUCUCACAGUCAUGAACAUGGUUUCUAGCCUAUUUAAAGAUGGGACCAUUGGAAGUGAUAUAAACAUUGUUGUGGUGAGCCUCAUUCUUCUGGAACAAGAACCUGGAGGAUUAUUGAUCAACCAUCAUGCAGACCAGUCUCUGCAUAGUUUUUGUCAAUGGCAGUCGGCUCUCGUUGGGAAGAAUGGCAAGAGGCACGACCAUGCCAUCCUACUCACAGGAUUUGACAUCUGUUCCUGGAAGAAUGAACCAUGUGACACUCUAGGAUUUGCCCCCAUCAGUGGAAUGUGCAGUAAGUACCGCAGUUGUACCAUCAAUGAGGAUACAGGGCUUGGCCUGGCCUUCACCAUCGCUCAUGAGUCAGGGCACAACUUUGGCAUGAUUCACGAUGGGGAAGGCAAUCCCUGCAGGAAGGCUGAAGGCAAUAUCAUGUCCCCCACACUGACAGGAAACAACGGGGUAUUUUCCUGGUCUUCAUGCAGCCGGCAAUAUCUCAAGAAAUUCCUUAGCACACCUCAGGCUGGGUGCCUGGUGGAUGAGCCCAAGCAAACAGGACAGUAUAAAUAUCCAGACAAACUACCAGGACAGAUUUAUGAUGCUGACACACAGUGCAAGUGGCAAUUUGGAGCAAAAGCCAAGUUAUGCAGCCUUGGUUUUGUGAAGGACAUUUGCAAGUCACUUUGGUGCCAUCGAGUGGGCCACAGGUGUGAGACCAAGUUUAUGCCUGCAGCAGAAGGGACCGUUUGUGGCUUGAGUAUGUGGUGUCGGCAAGGCCAGUGUGUGAAGUUCGGGGAGCUCGGCCCCCGGCCCGUCCACGGCCAGUGGUCCGCCUGGGCCAAGUGGUCCGAGUGUUCGCGGACGUGCGGCGGCGGCGUCAGGUUCCAGGAGAGACACUGCAAUAACCCCAAGCCUCAAUAUGGUGGCAAGUUCUGUCCAGGUUCUAGCCGUAUAUAUCAGCUGUGCAAUGUUAACCCUUGUAAUGAAAAUAGCUUGGAUUUCCGAGCCCAGCAGUGUGCAGAAUAUAACAGCAAACCUUUCCGUGGAUGGUUCUACCAGUGGAAGCCCUAUACAAAAGUGGAAGAGGCAGAUCGAUGUAAACUGUACUGCAAGGCUGAGAACUUUGAAUUUUUUUUUGCAAUGUCCGGCAAAGUGAAAGACGGAACUCCUUGCUCCCCAAACAAACACGAUGUUUGUAUUGAUGGGAUAUGUGAACCAGUGGGAUGUGAUCAUGAACUUGGCUCUAAAGCAGCUUUGGAUGCGUGUGGUGUUUGCCAAGGGGACAAUUCGACUUGCAAGUUUUAUAAAGGCCUGUACCUGAACCAGCAUAAAGCAAAUGAAUAUUAUCCAGUAGUCACCGUUCCAGCGGGGGCCCGAAGCAUCGAGAUCCAGGAGCUACAGCUCUCUUCCAGUUACCUUGCAGUCAGAACUCUGGGGCAGAAGUAUUACCUCACAGGGGGCUGGAGCAUCGACUGGCCUGGGGAGUUCCCUUUUGCUGGGACCGUGUUUGAAUACCAGCGGGCCUUCAACCACCCCGAACGCCUGUAUGCACCAGGACCCACCAAUGAGACACUGGUCUUUGAGGUCCUGAUGCAAGGCAAAAAUCCGGGGAUAGCUUGGAAGUAUGCACUUCCCAAGGUCGCGAAUGGAACUCAGCCAGCCUCAAAAAGGCACAGCCACGCCUGGAGUACAGUGCAGUCCGAAUGCUCCGUCUCCUGUGGUGGAGGUUACAUAAGCAUAAAGGCCAUUUGCUUACGAGAUCAAAACACUCAAGUCAGUUCCUCGUUCUGCAAUGCGAGAACCAAGCCAACAACUGAACCCAAAAUAUGCAAUGCUUUCUCCUGCCCUGCUUACUGGAAGCCAGGCGAAUGGAGUGUGUGCAGCAGGUCGUGUGCGGGGGGCCAGCAGAGCAGAAAGAUCCAGUGUGUCCAGAAGAAGCCCUUCCAGAAGGAGGAAGCAGUGUUGCAUUCUCUCUGCCCAGUGAGCACACCCACUCAGGUUCAAGCCUGCAACAGCCAUGCCUGCCCUCCGGAAUGGAGCCUUGGGCCGUGGUCUCAGUGUUCCAAGACGUGCGGGCGAGGGGUGAGGAAGCGCGACGUCCUGUGCAAAAGCUCCCCAACAGCAGAGGAGGUCCCGGAGGCCCUGUGCUCCAGCAUCCCAAGGCCAGAGUCACAGGAGGGCUGCGUGCUAGGACGAUGCCCCAAGAAUAACCGGCUGCAGUGGGUUGUCUCCUCCUGGAGUGAGUGUUCGAGGACCUGUGGCUUGGGCGUGAGGAAGAGGGAGAUGAAAUGCAGCGAGAAGCCCUUCCAGGGAAAGCUGCUAACUUUCCCCGAGCGAAGGUGCCGCAAUAUUAAGAAGCCAAACCUCGACUUGGAAGAAACCUGCCAGAGAGGGGCUUGUCCCGCCCAUCCUGGGUUCAGCGUGGCGGCUGCGUGGUACUCGUCGCCGUGGCAGCAGUGCACGGUGACCUGUGGAGGGGGUGUCCAGACUCGCCUGGUCCGCUGUGCUCAGCAGGGCCGGCCUUCUUCAAGCUGUCUGCUCCGUCAGAAACCUCCAGUGCUACGAGCCUGUAACACAAACUUCUGCCCAGCUCCUGAAAAGCGAGAGGAUCCAUCCUGUGUGGAUUUCUUCAGCUGGUGUCACCUAGUUCCUCAGCACGGCGUCUGCAACCACAAAUUUUACGGUCAACAGUGCUGCAAGUCAUGCACGAGGAAGAGCUGAUCUCCAUGCCCUCCCUGACACCUGAGGGCCAAGAUCUUACCUCUCGCCUCUGGAGAGACCGGCCACGUUUCACCUCGAAGGCUGGUCACUGCAGGCCACCUGUUUGCUGCUGCAGCAUCUGUGGAGCUGACUCUCAAGAACAGACAGGCUCCCCAUUCACUUCCCCAAAGCACAUGGUACUCCGAAGCACUUGAACGUGGGAAGCGAGGACAAAUCUGACUUGCAAAAGAAAGGACAAAGGAACUUUGAUUUGCACUGUUACACGAAAGAAGUGAUGGAUCACACUGAGCUACGUCACAUUUUAAUUCUGACAAAGUGAGAAUCUGGUCAAUGCUGGGAGAGGUUGCUCCCUUUGAACUUCAGAGGGUUCCACAGCAAGACCUCCGUUUUGCAAAGGUCCUUGAAGACUUCAGGUCAAAGACUGAGGCUUGGAGCAAUCAAGUCUGGAUGGAACACAUUGCCUGUUACCUGGAGCUCACAGUUUGAUUGGCACUGUGGACAGCCCAAGCUCGGAGUCACACAGGAAGCCAAAUGGUGCUCAUAACUGUGCUUGCUGCUGGACUAGCAAGCUUCAUGUUACGUUUAUCUCGUGUGCGUGUGUUGUUUUUAUAAUUUUGUUUAGAGGAUAUUCUGCUUAGAGAGUCUCCAAGACUAAAAUUUACAACUUGAAAAGUAUUCCAAGGAAUAUUCUGAAAACAGGGCAACAUGGACUAUUUAAGAUCUCCAUUUAAUUGAAGUUCACACUCCAAAAAAAAAGCCCACAAACUCACAUAAAAGGCAAAUGUUGAUGUCCUAUGCAGUAUAUCAACCUCAUAACUUUUGGUGCUAGUGGAACAAGUACACGGAAGCCUCUAGUCUGCUCUUUGGGAAUCAGAACUGGAGAGAUUUUCAUUUCUGAUAAAAAUCUAGGAGGAGCUAAAGAGCAAAACAGCAGUGUUUUGAAGGAGAGUAGACCAUCAUUUAUAAGGCUCCCUACAUAAUAUCAGAGCUGCUUGGAAAAUUAAAGACCACUUGUGGUUUUUUUUCUACCAACUGUCAUGUUUAAAUUUUCCCUAAGAUUUAGUUAACAAGAAAAAAGAGUGGCAAUAGAAAACCCCAUCUGUCUUCUUGCUAUGUUAACAUUAAUAAAUCAUAAUAAGCCAAGAUCCUUCAGUGAAUAAGAAUAUUUUAUAAUCUUUCAGAUGAUGUUUUUAGUCACCAGAAGCCAGCUGUUGAUAGGCACUAAUGAGCUUAAAAUUGUUCUCAAUUGGAAAAUACCACACUAUUUUGCCAAAACCAAAGUAACUUACAAGGCUGAGUCCUUCUGUAAGUUUUUGAGAUGUGGUUAAAAAGGGCAUAUUUAUAUAAUUCUACUCUAUUCCUCAAUUUCUUUGAUGAAUGUAACCCAGUUUUACUGCUUUAUAAAGUCUCAAUUCAAACAGGGAUUUGCCAGCUCAGCACAACCAACUAGACAGUGGUUUGUUAAAUUUAGAGCAUCCUUUGUUCCCGUUCUAAUUAAAAUCAUGCGUUCUUGAAUCUCAGAGAAAAAAAAAUGAUUAGCAUAGUCUCUCAAUCCACUUGGCUUGGCCUAGGGUUCUGGCCAUUUUAUCAUCAGAAACACACAGUUCCAUAACACCACCCUUGCCCUCUGAAAAAUUGCAAGUUAUUUGUUUCUUUAUAUAAUGAUCAUUUUAUUAUUUUAUGGAAAAAUUAAUUUAUUAAUAGCCUAUUCUUAUGUGUUCUCACUUGCUUCUCUGAGUAAGUGGUAUUAAUUCUGAGGAAAACUGUUGAAUAAAACAAUGGGUUAUAGAGAAAAGUCGAAAUAUAUGUGUAAUAUUUAAUUAUUUUAUAAGUUUUAUAAUAAAGUGUUCUGUUUCCUUACCUUUGAAAUUUGUUAAGUUCUUGAAUAAAUGAGAAGUCAGUUACUUCCAAGAUCAUUUAACUGUAUAAAUACUGAUUGGGAAACUCAGUAAUUGCUCAAUGAGAAAUCGGGAAGAUAAAGCACUCAUUGGUUUUUCUUGCUUGUGUCUAAGAAAAUUAGAAACCACCAAAAGUUGGGGUGAAAUGGAAGACAUAUUUAGCAUCUUACGGAGAUACAGAGUAUUUUUGCCUGCUGUAAUGCUUUGUCAACAUUUAUGGAAAUGAUCCAGGUUAGAUAAAUCUACCCUAAGUGUAGUUGGUUUUCUCCUUUAUUUUUUUCCAUUUGAACAGCAUUCUGGUGAAAUCCUCUUGCAAAAAAUAGAAAAGGAGGAAGGAAAAACAAAUUAAAAAGCAAUUAUUUCAGGUUUUCCAAAUUUGUAAUCAUCAGACCAAUGGAGAAUAAAAAGUUUGGGCAAAGUCAGUCCAGUUGACCUGAGUAUAUAAUAUUCUUCUCUAUGUGAUAUCUAUCUAUCUAUCUAAUAUAUGAAUAUGUCAUACAUAUGUGAAUGUAUGUGUGUAUAUGUUAUCAUUUAUGCAUGCAAAUCUUUAAAAUAUAUUUAAGAUUUUUAUAUGAAUUAUUGCUAUUUGGCAAACAAAACUGGUUAAGAAUGAAAAACAAUAGAUGGCACAUAAAAUAGAAAAGAGAAGAUAUCCUUGUGACUUUUGGUGAUAAAAUAUUAAUGAAAGCAACCACAUAUUUAUUGUUUAAUGGGUGCCAGGGAGUGUGCCAAGCUCUUUGUAUAUGUUACCUCUUUUAAUCCUCACAAGACUCUAGUUAGAAAGAUACUACUUUUUUCCCUUUGUAGAUGAGGACUCUGGGAUCCAGAGAUAUCACAUAUUUCAUCCAAGGUAGCCAUAAAAGUGAGCUCCAUAAAUAAUAUAAACAUUUCAGUUGUUCAUUUUAGUUAAAAUAGUCACUAAUUGGUUUACAAAAUUCCUAUCUAUAAAAAAAUUUCCUCAGUGAGAAUAGGGGAGCUGUUCAGAGCUCCUCAGGAAUAUUCAGUUUCACAUCACUAAGCUUAAGAUAAAGAAGGAAUUUUCUGUAAGAUGAUUUUUAUCUUUAAUCCUAAGUUACAUUUGUGCAUAGAAAGGAAAAUGGGAUCUAUUUAAAUGUACCUUUCUGGAUAGACAUUGAGAAUAAUGAUGUAAGUGACUUUGGUUCCAAUUGCUCUGUAUAGAGAAGCCAGCAGGAGCCAUAUCCAGAACGUAUCCUCCUUUGCUUCUGCAAAUUCAUGCCUAAUUGCCUUACCCCUGCACACCACCACCAUCCUAUUUGAAUGUUAUGAAGACAUACGUGCUGGGUACAGUUGUUUUCCUAAGCUAUUUUUAGUGAGGGACAUAGUUGAGUUCAUAAUCAGGUCAUUUAAUAACAAGCAAUUUAUAUAAUUGUUAAUUAUUUUAAUGAACGAAGAGGUUCAGAGAUUGUUCCUAGCAUCCUAACUUGGAUGAGAAAGAGGCACUAACGGCUAGGAAAAUGAAACCCUUAGGCCAUGUCUCCCCAAUACUCCUGUUUAUUCCCACCCCCUCUUCCCCUCUUCCCUGCAUCGCCUUGGCCUCCCCAUUCAGGCUGCCUCUGCCCCAUAGAGGUUAGGCCAUCACCUGACGCUACCUAGUGCUGCACCCUAUGCCCAUCCCACACGUUAGAAAAGACAGGAUGAACACUUGGUACUCCUCAGCCUUCCAGCUUACAGCUAAUGGACUUUCUAAACCAAGUGUGCAGUACAGAGGGGCACUUUCACUGUAUAAAGUUAACAGAGCCCUUGAGAGAUGGUCUUUGAAGGUGAACCAGGGCCAGCGGCUCUUCCUGCUGGAGGCGAGGCCCAGACACGUCUCUCCCACUGACUCCCUCUCCUUUCUUUCCUUUUAUGUGGCUGGAGCACAGGAAGGACCAGCAGCCUCCACCCCCCCCUUGUCAGAAGGCCAAGCCAGCUCUACUGUUCCUUAGCGUGCUCCUCUGUUUCGGCAGCCCCAUGUCAUGUACCAUGAGGCUGAAUAUCUCCCCUUCCUUGGAAUGAAGGUUCUUUCUCCCCUGCCCCAUCCUUUUUGAGAGCCAGGUUGGAUCUAGAGUAAGUCUCAGGACAACAGUUUCUAAAUAAUUAGCUGCAUUAACUAUCACUUAGGGAUAUUUUAUACAUUCCUGGGCCCCAUUCCAGAAACAUAAUUAAUUAAUUCUGGGAGUAGGGCCUGGGAAUUUAUAUUUUAAAAGGCAUGCAAGUUUCUCUGAGGAAAAACUCAUUUUGGAAUCACUUGUCUAGGAUAGAUAAAGGAAAGCACCUCGAGUCGGUCUUCCUUGUGUAGGCAAAGGAGUUCCCUUGACACCAUGCCCUCUGCUGCAGCUCCGCAGGGGUCUGAGCUAAACCUGGCCAGUAAUGAAGGGGGCUUUGCCAUCCUGUUGUCAUCCUCUGUGUGGAUUUCACUGGGAGACCCUCAGGGCUGUAAAUAGUGGGUCAAGGAAAAGACUCACAGGCAAGGACCAGUUCCCCGGCCAUCUUUGUCUCAAUUUCUUAUUUCCAACCAUGUCGGUAGUUGACAGCAGGGUUGGAUGGGCAGGCAGUAGAAGAGCCAGAUGGAGGGAAGUUGGCCAUUUCUCUCAGGCAAGCACCCGCAUGCAAGAACUAGUACACUGUAUUGUUUUUUGUUUCUUUGUUUUGUUCUGUUUUGUUUUUUAAGGACACACACUAGAGAAGCCAAUGAAAUCCCCAUUGGAAAGUGGCUUUUGGCAAAUUACUCCAGGUCCUUGUGUGUGCGUGGAGACACCCCAGUGCUUGAAAGAAACAGUUGUGUUCCUGAGAUCCAGAGUCAAGGCAGAAUGAAGGCUUCCAUCCUAUUUCCUGCCAGGACCCUGGGUGCCAAGAGGUGAAUUAAUCACUCGUAUGAAUCAGGCCAACUGUCACUUGCUUACAAAUUGCCAGAAAUGCAUUGGCUGACUCGAGUCAAUGAGAAUUGUAACUUCAGCUUUUGUAUGACAGAAGAAAAAGAAACAAAGCCUUUGAAAAGAUAGGGAAGAGCAGCUAGAAUGAUGUUUUUGGCCGCACUAAAGUAUAAACAAGGUAAUGUCAUGUUCCCUACAAUUGCGCUGUCCUGGGACUCUGAUUUUUCUCAUUCAGUGGCUCAUUUCCUUAAUUUACAGGUUGUUUUUUUUUAAUAUAUUGGCCCCACAUACUUAACAUGAACAUGUCUGUCUAUUUAU